AUGUUCUCUGACACAGAUUCACUUGCAGCACUGAGUGAUAGCAGCUAUGACACUGAUUUGGCUGCAUCAUCUGACUCUGAUGAUGACUGCUCUGAUAUUGAGUUUGAUCCUGAUGGGGAGAUAGUUGAUAUGGAAGAUGAGUAUGAUCUUCCCGACUUCUCAUAUGAUGUUGAUGAUCCUUGUAUUGAUGUAAAUGUGGUGUUCCUAGAUGUGGAUCAGUGCAAGUCAGCAGUUACACACCAUGCUAUCUUGAAUGACCAUGCUUUCGAAAUAGUGAAAAAAGACAAGACACGUUUUAGAGCCAAAUGCAAGAGAGCUGAUAGGGGUUGCAAAUGGACUUUUUUUGCAUCUACAAGCAAGAAAUACAUUGGAUGCAAGGUUAAGACCAGUGGACCAAAGCACACUUGUGGUUCUUUCAACAAGUGUGGUGAUACAAUGGCUAAUAACAAAUGGGUAGCUGAUCGAGUUGUCAACUUGUUGUGGGAUGACCCUGAAAUAGGAACAAAGGAGUUACAGGAAACUCUAAUGAAGAAGUACUCAAUUGAAGUGCCAUAUGAUCGAGUUGUUAGAGGCAAGUUGAGAGCACUAGAUAUGAUAUAUGGCAAAUGGGAUGACAGUUAUGACUUCCUACCUACAUAUCAAGCUGAGCUUCUGAGAUCACUACCUGGCAGUAUUGUUGACCUACAAACUGAAGAGCACAAUGAAAAAGUGUGUUUCAUGAGGUUCUUUGUAGCUCUCAAACCAUGCAUUGAUGGAUUUUUGCAAGGAUGUAGACCCUAUAUUGCCAUGGAUGCAACACACUUGACAGGGAGAUCAAGAGGUCAGUUAGCAUCAGCUGUUGCAGUGGAUGGUCAUAACUGGUUAUUCCCAGUUGCAUAUGGAGUCAUAGAGGCCGAGACUAAGGAGAGCUGGACUUGGUUUGUUAAUAACUUGAAGAAGGCAAUUGGUUCUCCGCCAGGUUUGGUCAUUAGUACAGAUGUAGGCAAAGGAAUAGAAGGGGCAGUAGAAGAGGUGUUCCCAGGAGUUGAACAUAGAGAAUGCAUGAGGCACUUGUGGAAGAACAUGAAGAAAAGUUUUAGUGGAGAACUAUAUGGCAAGAACAUGUGGUGUGCAGCCAAGAGCUUCACAGUUUCCAAAUUUAACUACUUUAUGGGGAAGAUACAAGAGAAGGAUCCUAGUGCCCUUGAAUGGUUGGAUGAGAAUCAUCCAUAUGUGUGGAGCAGAAGCAAAUUCUUUGAAGACUGCAAGGUAGAUUACAUCAAUAACAACCUCUCUGAAUGUUUCAAUAGUUGGGUAUCAAAAACCAAAGACUUUCAAAUUAUAGAAAUGCAUGACAAGAUUAGGCAAAUGAUUGUUGAGAAAUUUUUGGUGAGGUCCAAGAUUGGUAGAAAUAUGUCAGGAGUGAUAAUCCCAGCUAUCACCAAUGCUCUGAAUGCUAAAACAAAGACUAUCAAAGAUCAUGAUGUCUUAAUAUGUGGAGCUGGGACAGCUGAAGUAACUGUGAACAAAUUUAGACAUGCAGUGAACUUGGAGUUGAAAACAUGUUCUUGUAGGGUUUGGCAAGUCACUGGAAAGCCUUGUAGUCAUGCUCUAGCUUUCAUUGCAAAGCUUAGUAGGGAGGUACAGAUGGAUGAGUUUGUACAUGAAUACUUCUCUGUUGAUAGGUUUAGAAAGACAUAUGAUGGUACUUUCACUCCAAUGACAUCCAAGGACCAAUGGCCAAAAGUUGAUUUGGGCUACAAAAUCCAAAAGCCUAAACUGAGAAGGAAGCCUGGGAGACCAAGAAAGUCUAGGAUAAAGGCUUAUGAUGAAAUUAGCACUAGUAAAAAAAGGAGACCAUGUACUGAAUGCAAUGAACUGGGCCAUACAGCUAAACAUUGUCAAGGAGGCCUUACUGCUAGUCAAAAGAGGAGGCAGACAUCUUCACAAGAUGGUUCUGCGAUGGACUGCAACGAUUCUGUGUAA
Panicum virgatum (switchgrass) is the source of this 1965-nucleotide messenger RNA. RefSeq lists its product as uncharacterized. Gene Ontology annotation, biological process: DNA transposition. Gene Ontology annotation, molecular function: zinc ion binding; DNA binding; transposase activity. NCBI's taxonomy places the organism in Eukaryota, Viridiplantae, Streptophyta, Magnoliopsida, Poales, Poaceae. The coding region runs from base 1 to 1965 and encodes 654 amino acids. The record is from RefSeq and is a predicted model, not a curated record. The transcript has 3 exons.